GCCAGGGGUUCACCGUGCUGUACCUGUACCCCUAUAUAAUCCCUCGCAUGCAACGCGCCUCGGCUUAGCCAGCUCGACCGACGAGACGACAACGCCGCCGUGCCGCGCGCACGCCCGACGCCGACGACACGCCCUCCGCUCGGCCCCGGUGAGGCAGCGAACGCCCGCCACACGUACAGAUACCGUGCGCGCCCGGCAUGGGGGUGACCACCGCCGGGGAGGCCGUCUGUAAGUCCCCGGCGCGGGCCUCGGUCAUCGUGAGGCUCAACGCCGCGUUCCUCGCCUUCUUCCUCUUCGCCUACGUGGCGCUCCUCCUCCACCCCAAGUACUCGGGCCUCCUCGACCGCGGCGCCACCUCCCUCGUCCGCUGCACCUUCCGCGACUCCUGCCCGCCGCCGUCGCCGUCGAACCAGCAGCUCUCACGGAAGGUAAGCUGGGAGGCGUGGCGGCGAACAAGGUGGCGGAGGAGGAGCGCAUCGUGAACGCGGGGCGCGCGGCGGCCAUGUUCGACGAGCUCCGGGGCCGGCUGCGGAUGGGGCUGGUGAACAUCGGGCGCGACGAGCUGCUGGCGCUGGGCGUGGAGGGCGACGCGGUGCGCGUGGACUUCGAGCGCGUGUCGGACGCGUUCCGGUGGUCGGACCUGUUCCCGGAGUGGAUCGACGAGGAGGAGGACGACGAGGGCCCGUCCUGCCCGGAGCUGCCCAUGCCGGACUGGGCCCGGUACGGCGGCGACGUGGACGUGGUGGUGGCGUCGCUGCCGUGCAACCGCAGCGCGCCCGGGUGGAACCGCGACGUGUUCAGGCUGCAGGUGCACCUGGUGGCGGCGCAGGUGGCGGCGCGCAAGGGCCGGCGCGACGGCGCCGGGGCGGUGCGCGUGGUGCUGCGGAGCCAGUGCGAGCCCAUGAUGGACCUGUUCCGCUGCGACGAGGAGGUGGGGCGGGAGGGGGACUGGUACAUGUACAAGGUCGACGUGCCGCGCCUGGAGGAGAAGCUCCGCCUGCCCGUGGGAUCGUGCAACCUCGCUAUGCCGCUGUGGGGAUCAGGAGGUCGAGGGAUCCAUGAGGUGUUGAACGCGACGUCGUGGUCGGGCGGGCGUCGUCCCCGGCGCGAGGCGUACGCGACGGUUCUGCACUCGUCGGACACGUACCUGUGCGGCGCGAUCGUGCUGGCGCAGAGCAUCCGGCGCGCGGGGUCGACCCGCGACCUGGUCCUCCUGCACGACCACACGGUGUCGAGGCCGGCGCUGCGCGCGCUGUCGGCGGCCGGGUGGACGCCCCGGCGGAUCAAGCGCAUCCGCAACCCGCGCGCGGCGCGGGGCACCUACAACGAGUACAACUACAGCAAGUUCCGGCUGUGGCAGCUGGCCGACUACGACCGCGUGGUGUUCGUGGACGCCGACAUCCUGGUGCUGCGCGACCUGGACGCGCUGUUCGCGUUCCCGCAGCUGGCGGCGGUGGGCAACGACGGCUCGCUCUUCAACUCGGGCGUGAUGGUGAUCGAACCGUCGGCGUGCACGUUCGACGCGCUCAUGCGGGGGCGCCGGACCGUCCGCUCGUACAACGGCGGCGACCAGGGGUUCCUCAACGAGGUGUUCGUGUGGUGGCACCGCCUGCCGCGCCGGGUCAACUACCUCAAGAACUUCUGGGCCAACACCACGGGGGAGCGCGCGCUCAAGGAGAGGCUGUUCCGGGCGGACCCGCCCGAGGUCUGGUCCGUCCACUACCUGGGGAUGAAGCCAUGGACGUGCUACAGGGACUACGACUGCAACUGGAACGUGGCGGACCAGAGGGUGUACGCCAGCGACGAGGCGCACGCGCGCUGGUGGCAGGUGUACGACCAGAUGGGGGACCACAUGCGCGGGCCCUGCCGCCUCUCCGAGCGGAGGAAGGUGGAGAUCGCAUGGGACAGGCACGUCGCCGAGGAGCUCGGGUACACCGACCAGCACUGGAAGAUCAACAUCACGGACCCGCGGAAAUGGGACUGAUCCACGACUACUCCGUCCGUCGCCUGCUGCAUUUUCGUACAUAAUACCCCACACGUAGCUGGUCGAGAGCCAGAUCGCUAGGCGCGCAGCAUUUUGGUUCGUGGGUACAUUUAGGCCAGCUCAGUUUCAUAAGUGGAGCUGUUGUUCCGAGGUUUUUAGCUUCACGUACGAACAGCUUUUCCGAUGAAGCUGAGGGGUUUUCGUGAUCUUAUUUGGCAAAUCAGCUUUGCAUUGGACAAUAAACAAAUAAAAUGACCGUAAUGCUCUCUGCUUUUGUUUCCUUC
Molecule: messenger RNA, 2268 nt
Organism: Zea mays
Lineage: Eukaryota; Viridiplantae; Streptophyta; Magnoliopsida; Poales; Poaceae
Product: UDP-glucuronate:xylan alpha-glucuronosyltransferase 2
Exons: 3
Coding region: 503-1984 (493 amino acids)
Molecular function (GO): glycosyltransferase activity
Source: RefSeq, a predicted model, not a curated record